CUUAUUUUAUAUGCUUUCCAGGAGAUAUGUUUUAAGCUCCACCUGCAAUCUCAGGGUGUUUUUAAAGAGUUGGAUUUUGAUAUAUCUGAUGCUGUUCCGAUCCAUAAGGGGAAGCCAAAAGGGAAACGCUUGGAUGCUAAAAAGAAGGCAUUAAUAGCUUGUAAUUCUUCUAAUGUGACUGCGGAAAAUGAAAAAUCAGAGUUUCCCGUCCGUGGAAGUUUAAAGAAGUACACUAAAGUUUUUUCACUACGGCAACCAAGGAAUCGCAUCUUGCAUGAGUCUAUUCAAGCCAAUCCACAUGGAACACAACAGGUGAACAAACACUUCACUUUCUCAGACAAGGAUGACAUACUAGGAUGUCAAGUGUUAACAAAGAUUCGUGGUUCAGAUUCCGACAAGGUUGCUUCUUCUUUAUUGGAUGACCAUGCUGGAGAGAUAGGAAAUAAUUCGACCGUUGUAAAAACAAGUGGAAGUGAAGAUGUUUCUGGUGGAACUGAAAAUGGGCGUGGUGCUCAAUCUGCACUUAAAAAGCAGUUGACUAUUGCAUGCCAUGAAUUUGAUACAUCUAACUUCGUGAAGAAAGAUAACCACGAGAGACUGUUUGACACAUCCGUAUAUUCAUAUCAAAGUUCACUGCAAGGUAUGAAUUUACAUUUGUUUGAAAGAGACCAUGGAGAAGCAUUUCACGACCCUUUGCGGGCUUAUCCUCCGUUCUUUUAUAUAUAUCCAGAAGGACAUUCCGAAAACCCGAGUAUCAAAGUGAUGAGAAAUACAUCAAGUGCUUACAAUAACCACGGAAGAUUGAUCGAGCAUCUAGGGGAUCCCGGUCCCAGAUUUCCUCCAUUGUGUAUCGAGGAUUAUCCAAAAGCAUAUAAUGAGCCUUCUACUCCAUAUAAAUAUAAUGAGCCUUCUACUCCAUAUUUAUAUAAACUGGAGAAAAAAUCAAACAUGAUGCCUCAAUUUCCCCCACAAAGUACGAUACAGGAUCAUAGUGUUCACGCUUUUGAGCACCAAUCAUUUCCUCAUCUGUCGCCAAAGGAAUUGCUGCCGACUUUAUGUGCCCUUCCAGAAGUGAAUCAAAAAAGAAUUGAUGGAAAUUUUAUCAGCUUACCGCUCAAUUCACACGGAGAAUUAAUCAAGUUGAACUUGAGUGGUAAAGGGGAGUUUCAACAGACAAUAAAGCCAAGUUGCAAUGCAGCUUCUUCCAUUAACCUUGCCCAGAAUAGCAAUUUCAAUCCGAAUUGCAUGGGUAAUCAUUCAGAGUACAGAGGUUGGGAAUGUAGAACAUCCCUCAGGGACCAGUCGAAUCAGUUCCCUGUCAAGGGCUAUAUGAAAGAGAACCCUUUUGUUGUUAUGCAAUCUAGAAUAGGUAUUACUGAAUGUCUACAUGAUGGAAAAACAAAUAUUGACUUGAAUUUGAUCAAAAGAAAUGAUCAUUUCUUUAAUACAGUGGAAAGGUACCUGCACCCGGAGAUUGAGUCUUACCAUGGAUGCCAAGAAGAUUACCAGAAGAGCAGGAACCGUGAUUGUGUUUUGCCUCAUUUUGUCCAAUCAAAAAUGCGUUUGAUGGGUAAAGAAUUUAUAGUUAGUGGAAAGGAGCUUUGGAAGGAUAAUCAAAUCGUAGCUGAGCAUCAUUCUAGUGGUACUGCCACCGACAAUUUUACAAUUUAUAGUCAGAAUGAACCAUCUUUAGGAAAAUUCAAAGAAACUUUGGCUUGUUUAUCAGAAACUGAAAUCAAUCACAGAUCAGAAAGUAUGUUGCCAACUUCCCCUCACUUUGCCUUGCAAAGUACUGAUAUGCGCCAGAAUGAUUUUGUUGCAAGCAAAACAAAUCCCGUUCCCAGAUUAUAUACUUGUCUUUCUCCUGGUAACUCCUCCGCAUUUCAUAAUAUGAGAUCUAUAGUCCAGGAUCCCAUCACCCAUGGAUAUGAUACCAAAACAGUUAGUUCUGAGUUCCCUAUGCCAAGACCUGCUUUUCAGGGAUUGCCUCAUGCUCCAAGAUCAGUGAUCCGAUUUCCAUUUAUCCACCCAGAUCUUGAAGGUCAUGUGCAAUCAUCUUGGUCUCAGCACUCUCCUAAGAACGUGUCCCCGUUGUUGUCUGAUGUUGCCAAAAGAGAAACAUUGUUGAGUUUUGGCCAAUCAUUCUCUAAUUUGGGCAGCAGUUGUGGUCCCCUUACGAUGCCGGGAACUAAUUUUUGGACUGAUGCUCCGGUGUCGUUGACGCAUGAAGCUUCUUGUUUUCACAAUUCUUUCACCUCUGGCUCUGCCUUUCAUAAUUCAAUCGCUCCAGCUCCAUUGACUCAGCGUGCACCCAUGUCUUACUACUCUGGAAUUGCGCCAAAUUCAGUAUUGCAGAAGAGACAUGGAAGUCAGUUAAAAUUCAAAGAACCAAUCAGUUCAAGAAUGAGAAUUAGAGGACGUAGCCAUGGCAAGAAAGCCAGAAAACGGGCUUCGGCUGCAUCAGAUGAUUCUUUUAAGCCUUUGAAGAUGCCUAAGUUGGGAAUUCAAGAAGCACCUAGUUUUUCUGUGACGAAAUCAAUGACCUGUGUUAAUUUUGAAGGUGAAGCUGGAAAUAUUGGGCAACAAUUUCAAUCAGAUUUUGCCAAAAAGAAAGAAAAAAUCGUGGCUCGUGGAGAAUACGAGAAUGAUAAGGAUGAACAGACGAUUUUAAUAGGGAAGCAUCCAUUGAGUGGCACAGCAAGAUCAGGUCCAGUUAAGCUGACUGCCGGAGCAAAGCACAUACUCAAGGCCUGUCAAAAAAUGGAUCAACAUGGUUACAAAUCAGCCCAUGCAACCAUCCCUUUUGCAGCAACAACUACAGGCUUCAGACUUUUAGAAUCUGAGAAAUCGGCUCAAAUCUUCAGGUUCUAGGAGAGGAUCACUCCAAUACUCAAUUUUGUUUCCGCCUACUAUGCCUAUGCUUCAGCUUGAAUAAGAAGAAUUAUACUCAAAUGUGGCUUGUUUGCUGUCAAAUAAGCUGAAAAGUGUGAAACUAUGUUUGUUUCUUAUGCAACUUAUGUUCAAAAGACAUUUACGUACUAUCUUUCAACAAGUAGAUGAGAAGAUCACCGCUCAUCAAUAUUGAGGACAAAAUGGUACCAUCUUUAACUCUGGCUAUUUGAGUGUUGCCCAAGUCAUUUUGUAUUUAUAUAAUUUAUCCUUUCCUCUUCAAGUUUGUCGUACUAUAUAAAAUUGCAACCAGAAGGAAUUAAUGUUAGUUAUGUGUGUGAGAAAGCAAUGUCAAACCGAUAGUGUAGUGAAGUUGAUUGUAAUAUCUUUGUUAUUGAUGGAAAUCCAUAUUUAUUUGAAUUUGACCUUUCAGUUAA
Messenger RNA from Olea europaea var. sylvestris, 3326 nucleotides. RefSeq lists its product as uncharacterized. The transcript is spliced from 2 exons. The record is from RefSeq and is a predicted model, not a curated record. Lineage: Eukaryota; Viridiplantae; Streptophyta; Magnoliopsida; Lamiales; Oleaceae. The coding region runs from base 643 to 2871 and encodes 742 amino acids.